AUGUCAUGUAAGUCUCGUCCCCUCCUCCCCACCGCCCACACACGCCUCUCAAGCAAAAGCGUACUGACAGGCCUCGUCUCACCCUCUCUCUCUCUCUCUCCAGUCCUCAACACCACAUCCACAAUAUGCCACAGCUCCACGCUGCCAGAGGGCGUCACCCGCGAGCAGGCUAUCGCCAUGCUGCAGGACCACCACUUCUUCCUGGAGUGUGACCUGCACAUGAUCCACUUCGAGCCGCUCGCCGAGCCCGAGGUGGCCCUCACCGUGCCGGACGGCAUCGAGGCCACGGGCGAGAGCAAGGCCUACCAGGUGACCGACCUGGUGCACACCCUGCCCGCCGGCCUCUGGGACUCCAACGUCGUGAGCACGUACGAGAUCACCAACAAGGCCGACGGCAUCUUUGUGCGCAUCCGCAGCCCCAUGUCCAUCGUCAUGGACACGGUGUGGACGAUCAAGGAGGCUCAGGCCGAGGGCCAGACCGAGGCCCAGACCGAGGCCGAGGGCGGCAGUGCCAGCAGCAGCAGCACCGGCGGGCUCGAAUUGGAGGAGGCCGUCGAGAUCAACUGCUCCAGGCUGUUGAUGGGUACGGUGAGGAAGCUCUGCGAAGGCGGCUGGAGAGAAAUACACGCCAAGAUGCUUGACAGGCUGAGGAAGGAGGUGGGUGCCGUCGCUGGUCAGAACGGCCAAGCACCAAGUAAGGCUGAGGCUGGCUCUGCGGAAGCCAACUAG
This is a messenger RNA of Thyridium curvatum, 729 nucleotides long. RefSeq lists its product as uncharacterized. NCBI's taxonomy places the organism in Eukaryota, Fungi, Ascomycota, Sordariomycetes, Thyridiales, Thyridiaceae. The record is from RefSeq and is a predicted model, not a curated record. The coding region runs from base 1 to 729 and encodes 242 amino acids. The transcript has a single exon.